AUGGAGUCACCCGCAUCUGCUGCUUUCGCAAAGCUGGUCCCGGUCAACGCUGCUGCAAAGCUAACGUUUCAUGCCAUGUAUGAGUCUUCCUUGGAUGAAAAUGUUCCUCAGCCAGAGAUACCAGGCCUUUAUAUACAACCUCAACAGCAAUAUGACAAGGGUGUGCUCCUGAGGCGGCUGCAAGAGAAGAAAGGCCUUACAGAUUCCGAUAGUGAGAGUCUAACGGACCCAGACACGGAUACCGAAAAUACAACUAUAGGAAUGAGAGGCCGAAAAAAUAUUCGCAUUGAUUUUCUAAUUCCCGAAAUCCCAGCUUCUUCUGGCGUUCGGAGAUAUCAAGUACGAUUCAACUUGCACCAGAGAACCGGCUACCUUUUUAUCUCAAAAACUUCUAGCGCCCUUUCGGCUGAGGUGACUGUUAAUGGAAAAGCCGUGCGUAGCGGCGAGCAGUCUUCUCUCAACCAAACCUCUAUGAAUAUCCGUAUUAACCGACUGGAGUUUGAAUUCCAGUACACCGAUAUAGCAUAUACGGGCAAGUACUACGGAGACCGGAAAGGGACCUUUCGUUGCUUCGGUGAAUGGACGAUUUCAAAUUUCCUUGGAAAAGGGGCAUAUGGAAGAGUCUCGUCUGCAACAAACAGUAAAGGCGAAGUGGUUGCGAUUAAGGUUGUAGAGCGUGAUGAAAGAAAAGCCGAGCAAAUUGACCAUGAGAUAAGGGUUCUCAAAAGUCUUCAGGAAUUAUCUGAAAUAAAUGAGGGCGAUAAGAAUCGAAUAGUGCGGCUAAAAGAUACAGUAUAUUCGAGUGGGAAUGCGUCCUCUCGCCCUACCACCGUUGAAGAGGUCGCUCUUAUCCUUGAGCCCACCGUUUCUGCGACCUUAUCUGACCUAAUUAACCCUAUUUCUGGGAAAAGGCAAGUGGUUAUGUGUUUCCUAUACGGAACUUUUUCAUCAAAUAAACAUAGUGACCCCUGCAUUCUGUUGAAUUUCGAUUGGCCAUGUAUUGCAAACCUGUUCUAUGACGCUUUGAUAGGCUUAAACUUCCUGCAUUCGAACAAUUGGGUCCAUGGAGACAUCAAACCUGGCAAUAUCCGUAUUCUGGAUGGCAACACUCCUCGUGUAGUUCUCCUUGAUUUUGGGGGCGCUGUUCAUUUGACACCAGAGAGACAGCUACCUGCGACACCGGGGCGGGGCGGAACGGUAAACUACCUUGCCCCUGAACGCGAGCUCCAGAAUCAUGAUCAUUCAAUUGACGUAUGGUCAAUGGGCAUUAUCGGGUUUGAACUUCUCUAUGGCUAUCGCCCAUGGAAAAUAGCUGUUAAUCCAUGGCGGCCUACCUUCCACGAUGGUUACCGCCAAUCUGUGGAGCAGAUGGAAAAACACAAUAAUACGGAGUUCAAUGAACUUUUGUUGGAAAUGCUGCGGCAUCCCUGGGCAGAUAGAAAUAAUGGGAGGCGUAUCACGACUCGAGAUGCACUUAAACACGCUUGCUGGCAGGGCCGGGAGGAAGAUGAGCCACUAGUGAAGAAGAAGAGGUUAUAG
Messenger RNA from Microsporum canis CBS 113480, 1539 nucleotides. RefSeq lists its product as hypothetical. The transcript has 5 exons. Gene Ontology annotation, cellular component: cytoplasm; autophagosome. The record is from RefSeq and is a predicted model, not a curated record. The coding region runs from base 1 to 1539 and encodes 512 amino acids. Gene Ontology annotation, biological process: autophagy; peptidyl-serine phosphorylation; autophagosome organization. Lineage: Eukaryota; Fungi; Ascomycota; Eurotiomycetes; Onygenales; Arthrodermataceae. Gene Ontology annotation, molecular function: protein serine/threonine kinase activity; ATP binding.